CGUCCCGGAGAGAGACGUGCGGACCCCGGUUAGCAGCUCGAAUACGACAGCCAGCAUAGACACACUUUUAUGACCGAACCAAAACCGUGGACGGGCAGGGAGGCAUUUGUGGUGGAUGUAGUUCUGUAUAGUUCUAGUUCUAGACGUCGCGUGUUCCCUCGCCAGUCAGCCUCCCACUUCAUCCACGCGAAAAUGUGUUCCGUCUGCGUUUGACAGUCCACAGUGCGUUCCUUGAUGCAUAGGAAAAAAUAUUCAAAGGUUUCCAUUCGGCAGAAAAAGUGCUUAUUGAGCGGUGCAGAUUCGAAGAAGUGAAGCAUGUCGAAUUUUCUCGGCUGGUGAUAUUCACGUGAGAGCCAAAAUAAAAAAGUUUUCCGCCUGAAUGGGGUUUCAAGUGAUUGCUAGGAAGAAAUUGAAGCAAAAUUUUCAGUGAAGUGAAGAGUAAAGCUCGAAGAAAAUCGUCUUCUCACAGUCGGUUCUUUCAGUGAAUUAAAGCCCUUCUGCCAUAUUGGAGGCAGAUCUAUUUUGGAUGAAAACACAAAAGUGAAAAGCAAAACACACCCUACCGAUCGUCUUGUGAUUGGAAACCAAAAGAACAUGAACGCAAACCCCAACAACUAGUUGCAGUAGGCCAACCAUUCAUCGACCCUGCUACGAGCUACAAGUUUGAACCGCCUACUGCCAUUCACGUUUGGAGACAUCGUCUGGGCCCCCUGGCGUCAAGAGAAAAAGUUACAAAAAGUAGCUUCAGAAUGGGCCUAUAUAUCAUUAUCAUGGUGCUGUAGUUGGGGUUCGUGUCGCUUUCAAUGAACCAUCAUAAGAAGCAACACCGCCGCCGGCAGCAACAAGCAGCAAGGUACCUUGCACCGGUUGAAGUCGACAUCCGCCGAGGCAUAUUCCCAUCAUCGUCGUAGGAUACCUCUAGCCCAUGUGAAUUCCAUAACGACGUAACAGAAAGUAGUGACGCCAUCCAGCUGUCGACUGCUGCUCUGUGGGACAUAUUUGCGGACGCGGCCUGCGUUUAAUUCGUGGAACAUCACCGUAACAGCGGCGGAAACGUGCGCUUCCUGCACUUGUGAAUAUUAUGGCGGACUCGACAGUGGCGACCCCCAGCGGUAGCAGUGGCAAACGUUCUCGACUGAAUCUAGAAUCCAAAUGUUCCUCGCUGCGGAAGCAUCUGAGCAAGUCGGCCUCGGAGCUCAGCUGUAACGAUUGCGGCGGUUCGGGCGAUUCACCGCAGUCAUCGCCGGUGAGGGCGCGCAGUGCCGUCAACCCAAGCGUUCCGGGGGUCAUCCAGCGGACGCAUGGUUUCUUCAACACGUUAAGGAAUCGAUGGUCCCGCGGGCGCAGUAAAGAACGGAUACGAGCCUCCAGUGGGCAGGACCUGGAACGACGUGACAGCCAAAGCGACUACGCCGCCGACAACAGCUCGGAGCACAGCAGUUCGGCUACCCCGCAGACACAAUCCCCACGGCACCGAGCGUUGACGAUAGGAGAUUCACCGCUGGCGCGACCAAACGAAAGGACUGCCUCAAUGAGCUCGGACGGAAACGCGCUGAAGCUAACGACCAAAGUAGAUGUAGAACAACCUAGCACUAGUACUACCGGUAACAUAGUGACGGCAGCGGUAGCCAAACUAAUCAGCAGCAACGAUGGACCCACCUCAAGCGGAAGCACGGCCACUGGAACCGUGGCUGCACCUGCCUCCACCAGUCUCAGCGGGGACGAUGUACAACGAAGGCGAGAAACUCAGCUGCGUCAGCAUUCGUUCUUCCAACUGCGAAUACACCUCGUCAGUGGCCACAACUUGGUGGCGAUGGAUAAGAGCGGUACCAGCGAUCCGUAUGUUAAGUUCAAGGUAGGCGGUAGACUGUUGUACAAAUCGAAAACCGUACACAAGGACCUAAAUCCCGUGUGGGACGAAACGUUCGUCGUUCCAGUGGAGGACCCUUUCCAACCAAUCAACAUCAAAGUCUUCGAUUAUGACUGGGGCUUACAGGACGAUUUUAUGGGAUCGGCCAAAUUGAAUCUAACUUCGCUGGAGCUGAACCGGGCUGAGGAGCUGCUAAUCAAACUGGAGGAUGCACAACGGGCCAACAAAGACUUGGGCGAAAUCAAACUUGGGGUGACGUUAUGGCCGAAAACGCAAGAAGACAAAGAACAAUACUUUCAGCGCAACCCGAAACUGGCAGACGCAUCCCGGAGGCUGAAGUCGCAGAUUUGGUCCUCGGUCGUGACGAUAGUGCUGAUCGAAGCCAAGGGGCUCCCACCGGACGCGGAGAAUGCGCUCAACGAUGUGUACGUUAGGUUUAGGUUAGGUAAUGAAAAAUACAAAAGCAAAACUUCCUACCGGGCCCGAUGGCUGGAACAGUUCGACCUGCACCUGUUCGACGAUGACCAGCUGCUGGAGCUGAUAGUAUGCGGGAAGUACAACACAUACGGCAAAUGCACAAUAGAUCUACGAAGUCUUCCACGGGAACGCACACACGGCAUGUGGCAACCACUGGAGGAGUGCACCGGCGAGGUGCACCUGAUGCUGACCAUCAGCGGGACCACAGCGUCCGAAACGAUAACGGACCUAACGUCGUACCGAGAAGACCCCAAGGAGCGAACCCAGCAGCAAAAACGAUAUACGUGGCACCGUUCGCUGCAGAACUUGCGGGACGUGGGCCACCUGACGGUGAAGGUGUUCGGCGCGACGGGCCUCGCGGCGGCCGAUAUCGGAGGCAAGUCAGAUCCAUUCGUAGUGCUAGAGCUAAUCAACGCUAGAUUGCAAACCCAAACCGAGUAUAAAACGUUAACACCCAAUUGGAACAAAAUCUUCACUUUUAAUGUAAAAGACAUGUCCUCGGUGCUGGAUAUAACCGUCUUCGAUGAAGACCGGGACCACAAGGUGGAGUUUCUGGGGCGGGUGAUGAUUCCGCUGCUGCGGAUACGAAACGGCGAGAAACGAUGGUACGCACUGAAGGAUAAGAAAAUGUACUCCCGGGCGAAAGGGACGCAACCGCAGAUUCUGUUGGAAAUGACCGUGGUGUGGAGCAAGGUGCGAGCGGCGCUGCGAGUCCUGGAACCAAAGGAGGAAAAACUCGUCCAGCAGGAGGCGAAGUUCAAACGUCAGCUGUUCCUGAGGAACGUUACGAGACUGAAAGCCGUGAUUAUGUAUUUUAUAGAAGUAGGACAAUUUGUUCAGAGUUGCUUCGAAUGGGAAUCGCCGUUCAGGUCGUUCAUAGCUCUAGUUCUAUGGAUUUGCGGAUGCAUAUGGUUCGAUAUUUCCACCAUCCCGGCAGCAGCGUUACUCUAUUUGCUGAAAAACUGGUUGAUACGAUGGCUGACGGGGUCAGCUUCGCCCUCCACUGCAGACGAAUACGACGUGGCGAGUGAUGACGAAGACGACGAUGAUAAGGAGAAGGAAGAAAAGAAAACGAUAAAGGAAAGACUGCAAGCGAUACAGGAAGUGUCGCAGAGUGUACAGAACACCAUCGGCUAUCUGGCGUCGCUGGGGGAAAGCGUUAAAAACACCUUUAACUUCUCAGUCCCGGAAUUAAGCUGGCUAACGGCAUUUCUGCUACUGAUUGUCUGCGUAGUGCUACACUACGUUCCCAUCCGGGUGCUGCUCCUAUUGUGGGGCCUGGUGAAGUUCAGCCGCCGGCUCGUACGACCGCACAGUGUUCCUAACAACGAAGUGCUCGACCUACUGUCUCGUGUUCCAGACGAUGAGGAAAUCAUAAUGUGGCGAGAGCUGCCCCUCCAUUCGACACCCGAAAUGGCUCGGCGGGAUCCGAGGAAGAAACACAAAGCUUCGUAAUGCUACCAAAUCACCCUGAAGCGAUACUUUAGGGCAAACCUGCGGAGGGCUCUGAAUAUCAGCAAGAAGGACAACUAGGUGCUCUGCUCUCUGAGCGAAUGAGAGCUCUCUCUGUCUCGACAAAUUCAUUGUUUGUAAAUUCCUUGAUCUUAGCUGAACUCAUAACAUUGUUUCAAAUAUGUACUUCCAUCUUCAAAUCAUGUCAGUUCUGUAGAAGUAACUAAAUCACGCACUCAAACAAACUAAAUCGUAAAUAUAGUGAUGAGAGGAAUGCUUUUACAACACGUUUAACAAUUCUAGUCCUUUACUGGUGGUGUUAUUGAACUAUCAAUUGUUAGGUUUUUUUAUUUUAUCGGGUUUUUCCUCGUAAUAUUAAAUUUUUCCAAUCAUAGCUAGGGUAAGCGGCAGGGUGAGUGACUUCGCGUUCAAAACACGAUUUUUCGCAUCUGAACCUUUAACAAUCCAGUCUCUCCAAACUUUUACAACAAAGUGUAGGGUAGUCGUAGCGUAGAUAAGAGCUAUAAUUGAUUGAAUAAAUUGUGAUUAAUAAAUUUGACAUUAAUUUAAGAAUAAAUCAAAAUUGAAGUGUCAUUUAUAAGUUGUCAAUUCACUUUUACCAACCGAUUCAAUUCAUACUAAUAAUUAUCGUUUUAUCACUGUUGUAGUUUGAGCGCAUUUAACUUUCAAGCAAACAAUUAGAAGUGUUAGAAUCAAGUCACUUUUAUUUGAGUAUGCUUCAUAGCAACGAUACACAACUAUGUUUCCACUAGUUAGUAAUAUAGUAUACAGUUGAGAAUUUGUUGAAAAGCAUAAUCUAGAAACGAUACAUUCUGCUUCCUUCACUAAAAGCUAACCUAACGGUGCAAUUCAUUCAUAAUUCACCCCCAAAUUCCGUCCAAUGAACAGAAACUCCAUCACAUUCAAUUUUGUAAUGAGCAUUAAUUGUAAAACAUCGCACUGUAUAUUGACUUAUGCAUCAUACGACGAAUCAACAACUGCUUUUAUAAGAUUAGACACUUUGCUUAAUGUGCAACAUUCAGUAUUUGAGCUUGAUUCACUCGUUCACAGCCAAUUUCGUAUUUGUCACUUUUUAGAAACGCAUGCAAGGAAACCAUUACUCAAAGGUUCUAUUUUUUAUAAAAAUCUUCUUAUUGUCUAGGUAUGCGAAUUCGAGGUACGAGUAUUAGUAAUAGGGGUAAAACGAAAGACGGAAUCGAACAAUAUGUGAUUGAAAUCAGCACGUGGCAAAACUGAAUAUAAAUAGCGAAUGCAUCGGAAAUAGCAAAAAGAAUGUAGGGCAAGUCAUAUUAGUUCUUUUCAUAUUUAUUCAUAUUUCGCAAAUGUUUUCUUCGAACCACCACCGCAACAGGUAAUCAAAACACAUUCCUACAUUCUCGUUGACCUUGUGGUUGCGUUGCCUUUCUUGUUAACAUCACGUAACGCUAGGUUACUUGUUAUCGAAAACUAAUGAACUGAUUUUCGGUGAGUUUUUUUAAAGUACACGAUCAGUAAGUUCAUUGAGAAUAAAAACACUCACUCGCACAUCCAUAACCAGUAGAUAGGAUCAUUAUCACAUCAUCAUGUAUUCAACUUGGUAACUAUAUUUAUUUAAGUUUUGAUGUUCGAGUAUAAAGAUGUGUUAAAUUAUGUAAACAUUUGACUAUCAUAAUAGUAAACCAAGAAGAAUAGGAAAGAAAGAAGUUCAGGGUGAUUCGAAAUUACGCCAAUCUAGAUCUUUAAGAAACCAUACAAUAAUGACGCGGUAGAGCAUUAGCGUUGUUGUAGCUUACGUAGGUCGAGAAUAGGUUUAAAGUUGAUUGUUGUUGAGAACCAGGUAUUUAUAUUCACAGACAUUAGUAAAUUAUUGAAAACAAAAGGUAAAACUCUGUUUGACAGUUUUAAAUAUAUCCAGAUUAUCGUUAUCAGGACCGCUGAAUUCGAAUGGUGCCUGUCGUUUUUCUAAUGGUUCACUGCCGUCAUACGAAUAUUUGUUCCAUGUUGCUAUGCACAUGGGACAGUUAUGCGUUUAACGGCACUUUAGGAACUUCGAGAUACGGAAUCUGCGACCUGGGGUUCGUCGCUUGCAUUUUCCCCUCACUAUUGUAGACAAGCAAAUGAUGCAGAAAACCAAUACAUUUUAGUAGAAUUUUCGGUUGAUCUCGGCAUGAAAUUUUCUGAAAAAAAGUGAAUUAUGGAUACUAGGGAUUACUAAUCAUAGAAUAAUUGAGGAACAAAAUAAAUUCUAAAAUUGAGUAACAGAUGGAGGCGCAUGGUAUGGCAAUUCUGUUCUACUAAAUCCAACACAUUUGCAGUAUCGCGAGAAAUCAAACAACAACCUCUACAUGUUUUGCUUUUCUGCAGCCUUAUAUCAAUAUAUCAUGCUAAAUUUAAACCAAUUUUGUUUUAGGAAAUUGACAUUUUUGGAACAGACCUUUAGAUUUUCCCACAGGUUGGCGUGAUGCUUCGGUUAGAAAUUGCACACGUGUUUAUACACGCGUUUGAGGUCGAUGAUUGGAAUUUGGGUAUAAUUUUAAAACACUGAUGAUCAGAGAUGCGCAUCGUGAGCUCUGAAUACAGUUGAAAAAAAGUUGGUAAGCAAUGCAAUAACGAUCAUGGUUGCUAAUGAUUCCUAUAUUCGGAACUAUCCAUAAACGCUUGAUUUCUAUUCGAUACAGGCUCUGUUGUUUCUUUACUAAGUUUUUUCAAAUAUUCAAUAUUUUUAAUUUCAGUGGAAAUUCCAAAUUUUUUUUGAAUUCAAUAGAAUUCUACACGCAAAAAAAGCGUUCAUCAAUUCGUGAACUAACAAGUUCACGGUGUAUUUUUUCGUGAACAACAGCCACGGAUUCGGGAACAAAGUCACGUUUUCUGGAACGUUCUGAAAAACGUGACUGGUGUUCCCGAAUCCAUGAAUUAAAUCACGGUGUAUUUUUGCUAGUUCACAAACGCUUUUUUUGCGUUUAGUGACAGUUUCGGAAAAUUUCCUUCGUAAAAUAUAAAGCAUCUUCCAUCAAAAAUUCGAAGGUAUUUUGCUUGAAAAUGACGAGUAGUAGUAAAAAACUUCUACUUCAUGUCAUUAUUUUUGUGUUCUUACAUAUUUUCCAUUCAUGUCAAGUCUUUCACUCUUAGGCCUUUCAUCUUUGUAUCAAUUCAAAAUAACAAUAUUCUAGGUGGGAACAACUGUAUUGCAAAAUCCUACAGUUUAGC
Molecule: messenger RNA, 7006 nt
Organism: Armigeres subalbatus
Lineage: Eukaryota; Metazoa; Arthropoda; Insecta; Diptera; Culicidae
Gene: Mctp
Product: multiple C2 and transmembrane domain-containing protein
Exons: 16
Coding region: 1082-3802 (906 amino acids)
Biological process (GO): regulation of neurotransmitter secretion
Cellular component (GO): synaptic vesicle membrane
Molecular function (GO): calcium ion binding
Source: RefSeq, a predicted model, not a curated record